Colletotrichum siamense is the source of this 1176-nucleotide messenger RNA. It is a transcript of the gene ARG1-0, whose product is annotated as Argininosuccinate synthase. Gene Ontology annotation, biological process: urea cycle; L-arginine biosynthetic process. Gene Ontology annotation, molecular function: ATP binding; argininosuccinate synthase activity. The transcript is spliced from 18 exons. Gene Ontology annotation, cellular component: cytoplasm. Bases 1 to 1176 code for a protein of 391 amino acids. The record is from RefSeq and is a predicted model, not a curated record. NCBI's taxonomy places the organism in Eukaryota, Fungi, Ascomycota, Sordariomycetes, Glomerellales, Glomerellaceae.
AUGUCCAAAGGCAAAGUUUGUCUCGCCUACUCUGGCGGCCUCGAUACCUCAGUCAUCCUCGCUUGGCUAGUGGAACAGAAUUACGAAGUCAUCUGCUACAUUGCCGACGUCGGACAGGAGGAAUCUGAUUGGGCUUCGGUUGAGAAGAAAGCUUUGCAGAUCGGUGCGACAAAAUUGAUCGUCGAUGACUUGAAGCGGGAAUUUGUAGAAGAGUUGUGCUGGAAAGCUGUGCAGUGCAAUGCCGUGCAUGAGAGUCUCUACUUGCUAGGAACUAGCUUGGCUCGGCCAGUUAUUGCUCGAGGCCAGAUGAGGGCUGCUGCCCGAGAAGGGUGUCAAUUCGUAUCCCAUGGCUGUACCGGAAAGGGCAAUGAUCAGGUAAGGUUUGAGCUGACAUUCGCCACGAUCAAUCCCGAGAUACGAUGCAUUACUCCUUGGCGCCUGCCCAAGUUCUACAAGCGAUUUGAGGGUCGAAUCGAUCUUCUUGACGAUGCCGCUGAGAAAGGAAUUCCCGUCUCAUCGACCAAGGCGAAGCCAUUCUCCAUGGAUGACAACUUUGCCCAUUGCUCCUACGAGGCAGGCGUCCUCGAAGACCCAGACGUGACGCCUCCAGAGGACAUGUGGACCAAAACAGUCUCCCCUCUGAAUGCCCCCGAUGCGCCCCUUGAUAUCACGAUUCACUUCGAGAAAGGGACGCCGGUGAAAGUGGUCACUCCGCAGCAGACUGCUACCAAUUCUGUUGAGCUCUUUGGACUGCUCAAUCGAAUCGGCGGGAAACAUGGAGUUGGCCGUAUUGACAUCGUUGAGAACCGAUUUAUCGGGCUCAAGUCUCGUGGAUGCUAUGACUCCCCAGCCAUGACCAUCCUCCGUCUCGCGCACAUCUCCAUCGAGGGGCUUGCCCUCGACGGCCGAGUCAUCUCUUUGCGAAACGCGAUGAGCCAGCAGUGGUCUGAGCUCAUCUAUCAGGGUGCUUACUUUAGCCCCGAGAGGGCAUUUUUGCAACGCAGCGUCUAUGUACUCGGCCGCUCAUCGGAUGAGAAGCUGUACUCCGAGGAGGAUGCUUCGAUGGAUUCUCUUACUACGUUCGAUCCUCUGGAUACGACUGGGUUUAUUACUGUACAAGCUAUUCGCUUAAAGAAGUACGGUAAGCAGAUGGCGGAGGCCGGUGUCAAGUUCUAA